CGACUUAUGGAAGGACUACUUGCAGCUAUCGAUGAGGGUGGAGGAGAUCUGGAGGCCCGUGGCGGGCGGGCAGGAGCUGGGUACGGUCAGCCCGCUGGCCGAGGGAGCCUUGGAGGCGGGUACGGAGGCCCCACCCCCCGGCGCCAGCAGCCCGGGCGCUGAGAAGCCGUCGAAGAGGGCGGGUGGUGUCUGCACCUUCUGCAAGCACAACGGCGAGUCGCGGAAGGUGUACGCCUCACAUGCGCUGAAGACGGAGAGCGGCAGGGUGCUGUGCCCGAUCCUGCGCAACUAUGUCUGCCCUCUGUGCCAGGCGACCGGCGACACCGCGCACACCCUGAAAUACUGCGGCUUCAACCCCGAGAGGCAGUCCCUGUAUCGCAGCCACGGGCGGAACUCUGUAGGCAAAAGAUCGAAACGCUGAGAGCGCACGCGGGGGGCAGAGAGGAAAGACCUCCCGUUGAAUGUACAGUGUAAAAUAUAAAGAAGAAAUAUUUGUAGAUAGAUAGCGAUGGCAGCACCAAUAAUGUUGAAAAAUAAGGACAGUUUUCCGAGGGACACCCCCCAGUGAACGAGGGGACGGAUUUACGUUUUCCUUACGUCGAUCAACAAUCAAAGUUUUUUUCGAUUGGACAGUGAUUCAAGAAAUGACUGUUUCUCCAAACAAAAGGAACAUUUUAUUUUUUUAAACACCCCCUCCGGAAAUAUAAUUGUACAUUAAAGCCUUUUCCUUUCUGAAUUCUGGCUAGUGUUUUUGUUUUGGAUUUCUUUUCACCGCAUUCCUUCUCUGCUCAGGAGAAGGGAGGGCUGUGUUUGUUUUUCACUCAUAUGUUGGAUGUGGGCCAACAGUUAUUGCCUGUCCCUAAUUGCCCCUUUGAGAAGGUGGGGGUGAGCUGCCUUCUUGAACUGCU
Molecule: messenger RNA, 908 nt
Organism: Chiloscyllium plagiosum (whitespotted bambooshark)
Lineage: Eukaryota; Metazoa; Chordata; Chondrichthyes; Orectolobiformes; Hemiscylliidae
Product: nanos homolog 2-like
Molecular function (GO): zinc ion binding; RNA binding
Source: RefSeq, a predicted model, not a curated record